This is a messenger RNA of Selaginella moellendorffii, 1268 nucleotides long. RefSeq lists its product as uncharacterized. Lineage: Eukaryota; Viridiplantae; Streptophyta; Lycopodiopsida; Selaginellales; Selaginellaceae. The transcript is spliced from 2 exons. The record is from RefSeq and is a predicted model, not a curated record. The coding region runs from base 433 to 1155 and encodes 240 amino acids.
UUCUCCAUUCUAGGGUUCUUUCUUGGAGGCGACGUAGGUUUUCUAUUGCCCGCGUGGUCGAGGAGACGGCGCUGGGGGGCGGCCUUGAUCGGCGUUGUGGAGCUGCACAGGUAAUGGGGCUCAACACUCCGGGUUUUAGAAAUAGGAAGAGGCUCCAGCUUAAGGCUCCGACGAGCAGUGCCAAGGCGAGGAGCCCCAGCCAGCGUUGGUAAAUCGUGGACGACAGGGAGCUCUAGAUAUACGGUGACAACAAAGGCCCCUGCGGCAAAAUGUUCCAUCGGCAGUGGAUCGCCAAAAACUCCUGCAAAAGCUGAGGCUUCUAGGACAGCAAAAGUUGCCGAGGUGAGCAAUGAUAGUGGAGCAGACGAUUUAGAUGAUUCGGGAGUAGAAAGUGGAGCAAUCGAUGGUGGGGAAGAAGAGGUAAACAAGAUCAUGACUGGAGGAGGAAACGAUGCCGAGGUGGAAAGAACAACAGUGGUGGAGAGCUCCAUUGAGACUGUCAGGAAACAUGGCGAGGCUGUUUCUAGCGCCUUAGCUGGACUUUCAAUCAGAGGUAGUGCCUUGACCCACGGUAAUCCCGUUAAGAUGGAAGCUGGUUGUGGUUCCGUGAAAGCUGAAGCUUCGGUUUCAAUCGCAGCUGGAUGUGAUCCUAUGAAAGUAGAUGGCUUGGUGAAGAUGGAAGCUGGUUUUGAGUCUGCAAGAGUCGAAGCUCCGGUUGGCUCAGUGAAGAUGGAACCUGGUUAUGAUACUGUGAAAGUUGAAACUCCAUUCGGGGGUGGUAAAGCUGCCCAUUUGUGUGAAGCGAAGGUGGUUCCAAUAGAAAAUGACACGGCUAAAGCUGCAGAGAAGCAACCGGUUGUUUUAGAUGCACAGAGGUGGUGGCUUCUCCAAGAGACUGAAGUUGCCGGGUACUCGACGUCCAGGGGAUGCCUGAUUCGUGUUGGCGAGUUCGUGUCCUUCAAUUUUCCCAAGCCUGAAGCCGAAAGUAAGAAGAAGUUCUUUGAGCGCAAGAAGGUACGGCCGAAAGCGAGCUCCGACAUUGUAAGGUUCUUGACAAAAGCUUCAGGAGAGAUAGAACGGCUUCCAGCCGACUGGGCCAAGUGUUUGAUACCUUUGGGAAGUGCAAAAUGGCACCAGAGGCUCUUUCUCUUAUGAGCAGCAUAGUUCUCCAUUUGAGGUAGAGUUUUCUGUGUUUACCAGAGACGUUAUUGUGAAGUUAUUGAAUGCAAACUAUCUGAGCCUGAACGUGAUUUUUAUGAUGCCCUUUA